UUACAAAGUGGAAUAUUUUCUUUUUUGCUUAGAGCCGGCACUGCUUCUAGAUUUGAUAAAAGAAGCCAGUUCGAUUAACUUCGAUUGAUGACACGUUCUUUCCAGUCUUCCUCGAAGCUUGUAACUCAGAAAGAUGUUACGAAAUCAACAACUUGUUCUAUUGUACCUGCAAUUUUUAAUUUGUAAUGUGUUCACAUUUAACAUUAAAGUAUUAUCAAAAGAAGUGAUACAAAUCAACGAUACAAAUAACAUAACAUAUAACAGUGAUUGGAAAUGCAAAUCUAAUGAUGAAUGUACAGCGACAAAUAGCGUGUGCCAGAAUAAUCUGUGUCAGUGUGAAUCUGAAUAUAUCUUUAAUGCCGACAUGACAUCCUGCAUCAAAGUUGCUACUGGAUUGUAUGAUACAUGCGAGGAAACGAUACAGUGCUCGACUUACCUUCUCAGUGGAGCUAAGUGUAUCAAUAAAGUUUGCGUAUGUGGUCCCGGUUACUACUACCUACAUGGUAGAUGUAAUCGAUACGUUGGCUUAUACGAGAAAUGCAAGCAAGAUGUUGACUGCUACGUGAAUGCCGAUUUCGAAGCAAGCGUUUGUGAUAACGGAAUCUGCAAAUGCACUCCUGGCUUUUAUCAACGUGAAUAUCGCACUUGUCGCCGAGAAGGAAAAAAAGACGGCGACGAGUGCACAAUAAAUAACGAUUGUACUUUUGACAACGCGAUAUGUACUGAAUUUGUAUGUAAAGCAUCUCAAGUCGAAGAAGCAAUUGAACUUGCAUCUGACGCCAUGUUGACCACCAACAAUUCCGAUGCAAAUGAAGAAAUUCGAGUGGACGGUAAUUGUAUGACGAACGAGGAUUGCCGAGCACUGGGAAAUGCAGUAUGCAGUCCUAUUGGGACAUGCCGUUGUGACCGUGCUCAUUUUGCAUCCGCCACAGGCACUGAGUGUAUUCCAGAACUUGGAGAACCCUGUCAGGAAAGCCAAAAGGGCUAUAUAGAAAAGUCCUUUUGCCGCAAGGGAAGGUGGAGUUGCAGUAGUGACACAGUUGCGUCCAAGAAUAAUCGUGAAUGCCUCGAAGUAACAAGAGAACAUAAUGGAAACUGCGAACAUAUUGAACAAUGCUACGUUUUGGGGCCGGAUGCUCUAUGCAACAAUAAGAAAUGCGUGUGCAAUGAAAUUGUUUCGCACUACAUAAAGAGUGAACUCUUUUGCUGGGUGAAUAGAGGAGUUGAGGAAACUUGCAAACAUAAUCGAGAUUGUUAUGUAAAAGAUUUUAAAGGCGAACUGAUAUGCAAGAACAAUAAAUGCAGCUGUCCUGAUGGUACACACUUAAGAAAGAAUAAAAUGGCUUGUAUAAGUGAUGAAACAGGACUUGGAGGAAUUUGCGACGUGGAUGAUGACUGUGUGACACUCAACUCCGUUUGUAAGCGCGAAGUAUGUUCAUGUGACAAAAAUUAUUAUGAGCUAAACGAGAAAUGUUUGGCAGGUAUCAAUUCUAACUGCACGAAUAACGAGCACUGCACACCAAGAAACAGCGUAUGUGUUUCGAACGUGUGCUCUUGUGAGCCGAAUUAUGUGUCUGUAGCAACCGGCUUGUGUAUGCCAUUAUCAUCAUAUGACGAGCCAUGCUCGCUGGACGUCCAGUGCUCCAACAUAUCGGGUGCGAUUUGUGCGAGUAAACAAGUCGAGAAAGCUGCCACAGAUAUGGCAGAAUCACCAGAGACAACAGAAAGCAAAGUUUGUACUUGUAGCGAAGACAGCUACUACACAUUCGAACAAUGUUUUAAGAAGAGAUUUCUCGGCGAAACUUGUAUGAAUCAUAACGAAUGUUACGAAAGCGUUAAACAGAUUCAAGAGAAGAAAAUAAUCUGCAAGAAUGGAAAAUGCGCAUGCGACUGGGGUUGGAAUGAAUGGAAUAGCAGCGUAUGCGUGAAACAUCCAGAGGCUGCUGCGUUCUAUUUGAAUAGUAGUACAAUUAACGUCAUAUCCACAGGGUUAUUUUCGAUUAUACUUCUUUAUAUUUUUCUGUAAACUAUUCUAAAUUUAUAAAUGUAUAAAUUAUAAAUAUAAGAAUAUUUUUUAA
Ooceraea biroi (clonal raider ant) is the source of this 2078-nucleotide messenger RNA. RefSeq names its product fibrillin-1. The record is from RefSeq and is a predicted model, not a curated record. Lineage: Eukaryota; Metazoa; Arthropoda; Insecta; Hymenoptera; Formicidae.